GGAAAUUCAUUUAAGUGCAGUCAGUAUCUCCAAACGACAACAUGAAAUACGAAGCGAUUUUCAUUUUUGUCAUCUUUGUGUCGGCAGCGGUGGUUAAUGCUGAUCUAACGCCCGAGAAGCAUCUUCUUGCGGAAUCAGUAAUUAGAGAGGAAGCUAACUAUGUCGAUCGUGAGUGUUUCGAUCAGGUGAAAGAUGAGUUUAUGCGAGAACUCAUUGAAGUCAUUGACAAGUACAUUGAACGAGUUGAAAAUGGUGGAAUUGUUUACAAGAAAGGAAUUCGUCUAAAUGUCAACCGAUUUAUUCAGAAAACCCUGUUGAAAAAAUCUGUUGUCAAUGCAAGCAAAGAAUGCAUACAAAAGGUUAAGGAUGUUUUCAAAGUGAUCCUUAAGAGACGUUAUGGCCGAUUUAUUAAAACCAUUGAUCCAUAUUUUUAAAAAAAUAAGAACAACUGAAAUAAAUUUUCAAAAAUUGUAGUCCGAAAAAUCUCUUGGCAGAAAGUUUA
Musca domestica (house fly) is the source of this 502-nucleotide messenger RNA. RefSeq lists its product as uncharacterized. NCBI's taxonomy places the organism in Eukaryota, Metazoa, Arthropoda, Insecta, Diptera, Muscidae. The record is from RefSeq and is a predicted model, not a curated record. The coding region runs from base 42 to 434 and encodes 130 amino acids. The transcript has 3 exons.